This is a messenger RNA of Nylanderia fulva, 2458 nucleotides long. RefSeq lists its product as uncharacterized. The record is from RefSeq and is a predicted model, not a curated record. Lineage: Eukaryota; Metazoa; Arthropoda; Insecta; Hymenoptera; Formicidae.
CGGCGGAUUCAGUCUCUUCCUCUCCGGCAUAGCGUAAGGAACACACACACGGCUGAGUUAUACGAAGGACAGGAAAUAAACCGAUUCAUGUCUGGUAACAAAAUAAAAUAUUCGUCGUACUCAAAACGUCAUCGUAGAUAUUUAGUUGCUACUGAAACACAGGAUGAUUUGGACAGAUUCCGAUAUGUAAAUGAUGAUGAUGAUGAUGAUAUUCAAUUUUGUGAGGAUCUUGAAGGAGUUACGGCUAUUCGCAUCAUUCUUCUACCGAUAACUUGCAAGCUGCUAGCUCAUCAUCUUCUCAAUCCAAUAGUGAUAAUCCUCCAUCUAAAUCUGAUCUGGCUAAUAAUGAAUCUGAUGAUAAUGUGAACUCUGAUAGCGAUACGGAAAAUUGUAGUUCAGAUGAUGACCCAUUAUCUGAUGACGAAGAUUAUGGAUGUGACUAGUUCGAUGAAGACAACAUCAAUGCUGCAGGUAACAGAUAUGAAUGUCACGACUCACUGGUAAGUAACGAUGGGAUACAGAGUUCUGAAUUCAUGUCAGAUUUAAAGUGGUGGGCAAUAAAAUACAGAAUUUGUUUGAAUGCAAUUAGUGACCUCUUACAAAUUUUAAAAAAACAUAUUCCAAUAUUAUCAUUUUUGCCUAAAGAUGCCAGAACUUUUUUAAGAACACCGCGUGAAAAUAAUAUAAUUAAAUUAGCAGGCGGAUUAUAUUGGCAUUGCGGUUUACGUAAUUUUAUUGAAAAAUUAAUAAUUGACUAUGAUAAAUUAGCACUCCCAUCCAAUAUCGAUUUAAUUUUAAACAUAGACGGUUUACCUUUAGCUAAGUCCUCUAAAGUUUUGUUUUGGCCUAUUUUAGUAUCCGAUAUUAAGUUAAAGAAUGUUUACAUGGUAGGUUGCUAUUAUGGAAAUAGCAAACCAACCAGUGCAAAUGAUUUCGUGAAAGAAUUGAUUCAUGAAUUAAUUAAUAUAAAUAAUAAAUUGCCUAUACAAGUUUCACUUUAUGCAAUUGUUUGUGAUGCUCCAGCAAAAUCGUUUUUAUUGUCCACCAAAGGUCAUAUCGGAUAUGGCAGUUGUUCAAAAUGUUACAUUCAAGGCACGCAUAAAAAUAGUAAAGUUUGUUUUGUUGAAAAUGUUCCAAGUCAUCUUCAAACUGAUACAGAUUUUCUUGAGCAAACGGAUGUAGAUUAUCAUAAGGGGGAAACAAUAUUAACAAUAGUUCCUAAUUUAGGUUUAGUGACAAAUGUACCGUUAGAUUAUAUGCAUCUUAUUUGCUUGGGAGUCGUUAAAAAAUUAUUGAUUUUAUGGAUAAAAGGAUCUCUUUCGAUACGUUUAAAUUCUACUCAAAUACAAAAAAUUUCAAAAUUAUUAAUAAAAAUUAGAGAACGAACUCCUAUAGAAUUUGUAAGAAAACCAAGAAGUCUUAACAAUGUUAUGUAUUGGAAAGCUACAGAGUUCCGCCAAUUUUUAUUGUAUACAGGACCCGUAGUGCUAAAUGAAUUUAUACGAGUUGGAAACAUUAUUUCAUCCAAAAUAAAAGAACAUAAAAAUGUUUCACAAAAAGAAUCCACAGUAUUAUUGAAUAAGCUUGCAGUAGAACAAAAUAUAGAAUGUACCAAUUCUACUACAAACAAAAAGGAACAACUCCCGUUAAGACCUUUUAAAAACAAAGAUGCAGAUUAUAAUACCAAUAAAGGAUUAUCAAAAGUUUUUAGAAAGCUAAAUAAGUUACUCCAGGAGGUCUAUAUAAUGAAAGAAGACAUCGCAGAAAUAAAAGAAAACGUUGUACCUAAUAGAUUCAAGAAUGAUAACCGCAGCGAAGGUUUACACAUUGUUAACAGGAAAGUCAUUGAUGGAAAAAAAAUCUUUAUUGAAACGUUGGAUGAUCUGGAUAUACUGGAGAGUGCUUUAGAAGAUACUGAAUAUUUCCAAAAAGUUGGUACAGCUCUUUGUCAAAUUGGUGGAGACAACGUAAAAAGUAUUACACGAAAUGUCCUGUUUGAAAUCCGGUCAAACAAAAUUGCGGCAGGCUUCAGUUGGGCGAGAGUCAGAGGGAAAAAGGGUUUCAAAGAUUUAAAUAUAACCAAACUAGAGUUCGAGUUGUGGUGCAGAGCCAGCAAAUCAAUACGUCGGAAACGGAAAUUGACAAUUUUAUUGGGAAGUGGCUGGUCCAAGCCCCGUUAAGAUGCAAGAGAGAAAUAGCGAAGAUCAACAAACCAGUGAAUUCAAAAGACAACAGUGACGAUAAAAAUUCUGAUCUUUAGCAUUCUGAUGAAAUCUUAUUCAUCAAUGAUUUGAUAUCGUAUUCAGAGUUAAAUAGAAAUAGUUAUAGUUAAAAAAAAGAGAGAGUUUAUUUUUUGUUAUAAUCUAAUAAGAUUAUAUAUACUUACGUUUUGUCGACAUUUACGUUUUUUGAUGUUUAUUUUCUAUAUUUGUCAGUGCAAUAUAAAAUUAGUUUCUUA